AGAAAGGCCUUAUUAUUUCCCUUUUGUUUUUUUACUUGUUCAGUGGGUUCUAAGAACACUACAUAUAUUCAUUAAACCCCUCGACAAAGUUUGAAAUUAGCAACCAGCCCCUUUCUAUAAUGGGGCGAUCACUAUAAAAUGACGGGUCUUGUUAUCUCCCACAAAUCUCGUCUAAAGUAGUCAUGCGGCCCGGUUCGGAAUCGGCCCGCUCCCCACAGCCGAGUAAAGGCGGCCCGCCGAUGCGCCCUCGCCGCCGGCAGAACCUCACCCUCCCCCUUCCUCUCCCUCUCCCCGUCCCACAGCGCGAGCCCUCCUCUCUGGCCGUCCCCCUCCCCCUGCCCCCGCCCUCAGUCUCCUCCCCUGUCCCUGCCCUGACAGAUCUAGAGCGCAUCAGCCGCGUCGGCAGCGGCGCAGGCGGUACCGUCUGGCUCACCCGCCACCGCACCACCGGCCGUCUCUACGCCCUCAAGGUCAUCCACGGCCACCACGACGAAGAGGUCCGCCGCCAGAUGCGCCGCGAGAUCCAGAUCCUCCGCGCCGCCGACAGCCCCUCCGUUGUGCGCUGCCACGGCUUCUAUGACUGCGGCGGCGAGAUCUAUAUUCUUCUCGAGUAUAUGGACGGCGGAUCCCUCGAGGGCCGCCGCUUUUCCUCCGAGGCCCAGCUGGCCGACGUCGCGCGGCAGGUACUCUCGGGUCUCGCGUACCUCCACCGCUGCCGGAUCGUGCACCGCGACAUCAAGCCGUCGAACCUACUCGUCAACGCCCGCGGCGAGGUCAAGAUCGCCGACUUCGGAGUGGGGCGGAUCCUAGCCAAGACGAUGGAUCCCUGCAAAUCCGCUGUGGGAACGAUCGCCUACAUGAGCCCCGAGCGGAUCAACACCGACCUCAACGAGGGCUCCUACGACGGCCGCGCCGGCGACAUCUGGAGCUUCGGAGUGAGCAUCCUCGAGUUCUACCUUGGUCGAUUUCCCUUCGGGGACCGACUGGGGAGGCAGGGUGAUUGGGCCAGCCUCAUGAUGGCGAUCUGCUACGCGGCGCUACCCGAGGCACCAUCCACCGCCUCUCCGGAGUUCCGUAACUUCAUCGGUUCGUGCCUACAGAGGGAGCCUGGUCGGAGGCUCACGGCGGAGCAUCUCCUCCGCCACCCCUUCCUCGCCCAGGCGGCGCCGCUGAUCCCCGACCUAUCGUCCCUGAGACUUGGUCAGCAAGAAUAAGACGCUUUUCCAUUUUUUCACAAAUCACCCUCGUAUUAUAACAAUUCGAAGUGACCAUUCGCUACCCUCAUAUUUCUCCAUUUACUUCUUGAUUCUUUACUGUAAACACCCUGAAUUUGCACAAAUCCAAGGCGCGGCGGAGUAUUAAAGCUUCUAAAAGCAAUUUUCUAUUUCAAUUUUUUCCCUUUUUCACAUAAAUUUUGUAUUAAAUUUGAUGUUAGGUUUAGUAGCUUAAACAACUUAUGAAUAA
Messenger RNA from Zingiber officinale, 1464 nucleotides. RefSeq names its product mitogen-activated protein kinase kinase 5-like. Gene Ontology annotation, molecular function: protein serine/threonine kinase activity; ATP binding. NCBI's taxonomy places the organism in Eukaryota, Viridiplantae, Streptophyta, Magnoliopsida, Zingiberales, Zingiberaceae. The transcript has a single exon. Gene Ontology annotation, biological process: protein phosphorylation. Gene Ontology annotation, cellular component: cytoplasm. The record is from RefSeq and is a predicted model, not a curated record. The coding region runs from base 183 to 1214 and encodes 343 amino acids.